AUGGCAUCCACGCUGCCCCGCCUCCCCGUCUUCGAAGCCAUCAAGAAGCACGAUGCGCAAAGCACGGCCGUCGUCCACUCUCUUUCCGGGCGGUCCUUCACGUACGGCGAGCUUGUAAACGAUGUCGCUGCUGCCAAGGACAAGCUGCAACGGAACUGCGGCGGACAGAGCGCAGAGGGCCAACGGAUAUCCUUUCUGGUAGAAAACGGAUACGACUAUGUAGUGACCCUCUUGUCCAUCCUCGCCGCACAUGCAAUCGCUGUACCGCUAUCGCCGACCUUCCCGGCACACGAGCUGCGAUACAUCAUCGACCAGAGCGAGUCGCUGAUGCUUCUCUCGUCGGAGAAGUUCCAGAGUCAAGCCGACGAUGUGCUGAAGGAGGGAAUAGAGACGCAGCCCAUCAACUACAAACAGGACAAGAUUAUGAUGGGCAAGACGGACGACUACGUCACGCUGGAGGAGCCCACCAGCGACAAGGGAGGCAUGAUGCUGUAUACAUCGGGCACUACAAACCGACCCAAGGGUGUUUUGUUGCCUCAAGACGUGCUAACGGCACAGUCGCGAUCGCUGCUGGAGGCGUGGAACUACAGUAAAGACGAUGUGUUAUUACACGUUCUGCCUUUACACCACAUCCACGGCACCGUCAACGCAUUGCUUACGCCUCUCUUCGCCGGCAGCACCAUCGAGUUCCAGUUCCCCUUCAAUGCUGCCGCUGUAUGGGACCGACUGGCAGCUCCCUUCCUACCGAGCCCCGAUCCAGCCAAGAAGCCCAUUACCUUCCUUACCGUCGUCCCAACCAUAUACACGCGCCUACUCGCAUCGCAUCCUACCCUCUCGUCCGAACUUCAAGCCGCGACCAAGACCGCGCUUCACCCAUCGAAUAUGCGCCUCAACAUCUCAGGGUCCGCUGCCCUUCCUACACCGGUGAAGUCAUCGUGGACGGAGCUCAGCGGGGGCAACGUGCUGCUCGAGCGAUAUGGCAUGACUGAGGUGGGUAUGGCACUUUCCUGCGGAUUGGAUUUCGCAGACCGCGUAGAUGGCUCGGUAGGCUGGCCGCUUCCAUCAGUACAGGCGCGUUUAGCAGACAUCGAGACCGGGGAAAUCAUAGAAGAGGGCAAAGAAAUUGAUCACGAGACACAACGUGAACGCCAGGGCGAAAUCCAACUGCGCGGUCCUACAAUCUUUAGAGAAUACUGGAAGAACCCCGAAGCCACCUCGAAAGAGUUUACAGAAGACGCGGAUGGACAAGGGAAGUGGUUCAAGACAGGCGAUGUCGCUGUUCGAAGGAAUGUCAAGGGAGCAGGCGAGAGCGACCAAGCAUGGGCCAAGGGACCUCUCUACUUCAUCCACGGGCGCAAAUCAGCCGAUAUCAUAAAGACCGGUGGCGAGAAGGUUUCUGCCCUCGAGAUCGAACGCGAGAUGCUUUCCCUCCCUCAAGUCGACGAAGUUGCCGUUGUCGGUCUACCAUCAGAAGCCUGGGGUCAAAAGGUCGCUGCCGUAGUGGUACUGUCCGAACAGGGGAAGACAGCAGGUAAGGGAGGCAAAGCAUGGUCUGCGCUGGACAUGAGGAGGGCGCUCAAGGAGAUGCUCGCAAACUACAAGAUCCCUCAAGAGAUGAAGGUCGUGGAUACUAUCCCAAGGAACGCAAUGGGUAAGAUCAACAAGAAGCAGCUUGUCAAGCAAAUCUGGGGCGAAGCAUUGGAGGGGACCAAGGAGAAUGGUGCUAUACAGGUACCCAGUGGAAGUGUCUAG
Alternaria incomplexa is the source of this 1752-nucleotide messenger RNA. RefSeq lists its product as uncharacterized. The record is from RefSeq and is a predicted model, not a curated record. Gene Ontology annotation, biological process: fatty acid metabolic process. Lineage: Eukaryota; Fungi; Ascomycota; Dothideomycetes; Pleosporales; Pleosporaceae. Bases 1 to 1752 code for a protein of 583 amino acids. The transcript has 2 exons. Gene Ontology annotation, molecular function: medium-chain fatty acid-CoA ligase activity.